Molecule: messenger RNA, 1299 nt
Organism: Antechinus flavipes (yellow-footed antechinus)
Lineage: Eukaryota; Metazoa; Chordata; Mammalia; Dasyuromorphia; Dasyuridae
Gene: SIRT5
Product: sirtuin 5
Exons: 9
Coding region: 150-1088 (312 amino acids)
Molecular function (GO): NAD+ binding; protein-malonyllysine demalonylase activity; protein-succinyllysine desuccinylase activity
Source: RefSeq, a predicted model, not a curated record
CUUCCCCUCCUCAGCCUUCUUUUUCCCUUCUUUCCUCCCCGAGGCGGACAGCUGGAGCCGCUGCUGCGCGUGGGGGAAGUAGUCUAGCACCCGGUACUUCCUCCUGCCCUGCAGUCAACUUCCCGAGCAGAAUUAAUAAGAAAAUCCUGAUGAGUCUGUUCCAUUUUGCAACUAGACACCUGAUUCUUCAAGUGCUUCGUGAAUUGGGAUUGAAGGAUCCUCCUGCCCAUAAAACCUUAAAGAUUUGUGUAGCAAUGUCUCGUCCAACUUCAAACAUGGCAGAUUUUCGGAAAUUUUUUGCCAAGGCAAAGCAUAUAGCCAUUAUUACAGGGGCUGGCGUCAGUGCUGAAAGUGGUGUGCCAACAUUCAGAGGACCUGGUGGUUUCUGGAGAAAAUGGAAAGCUGAGGACCUAGCCACCCCUGAGGCUUUUAUGCGGAAUCCUUCUCUCGUGUGGGAGUUUUACCACUAUCGUAGAGAAUUGAUGCUGAAGAAGCAUCCCAACCCAGCCCAUGUGGCCAUUGCAGAAUGUGAAGCCCGGCUAACUGGUCAAGGAAGGCGUGUGGUGGUUAUCACUCAGAACAUUGAUGAGCUUCAUUACCGAGCAGGCUCCAAGAACCUCCUGGAGCUUCAUGGCAGUUUAUUUAAAACUCGAUGCCUCAGUUGUGGAAAUGUAGCAGAGAAUUACAAGAGUCCAAUCUGUCCAGCUUUAGAUGGAAAAGGUGCCCCAGAACCUGAUGUUCCAGAUGCCCAAAUCCCAGUUGAAAAGCUUCCUAGGUGUGAAGAAAAAGAGUGCAUUGGCCCCCUUCGACCCCAUGUGGUAUGGUUUGGAGAAAAUCUGGACCCUAACAUUCUUGACAAGGUCAACAGAGAGCUUGCUCUCUGUGACUUAUGUUUAGUGGUGGGAACUUCCUCUCUGGUUUAUCCUGCAGCUAUAUUCGCCCCACAUGUAUCAGCUAGGGGAGUACCAGUGGCCGAAUUUAACACUACAACUACCCCUGUUACACAAAACUUCAGGUUUCACUUCUCAGGGCCCUGUGGCAGCACUAUCCCUGAAGCUCUUGCCUGUCAUGAAUCUGAAAAAGAUUAAUUGUAAGCAUGAGGAAAAAAAUUUGAUUCAUAAGUACUUAACUACAAAUACUUAAACCCAAAAGGAGUUGGGAGAAAGUGUAUGGGGGGGAAAAUUUAUAAACAGAGAAAGGCCCCCCAGUCCUCAGAACUGGAAAUGUAACCAAUCAAUAGAUAUUCUUAUGGUCAGUCACAAUGAUGAUAUUAAAAACUGUCAAGAAAAUAACCCAUUA